ACAUUACCCGCAAAAGAUUAUAUCCUUGUGCUCUUCUAUUAUUUUCCGCUCAGAGGCUCAUCCGGAUAUGAUCGGAAGUGAUGGGGUGGCUACACCUGAGAAUUACCAGAAAGAUCUCGAGUAUUUGAAGCGAAAGGUUGAUGCUGGAGCUGAUCUAAUUAUCACUCAACUGUUCUAUGACACUGAUAUUUUUCUCAAAUUUGUGAAUGACUGCCGCCAAAUAGGGAUUAAUUGUCCUAUUGUUCCUGGAAUUAUGCCCAUUAAUAACUACAAAGGCUUCUUACGAAUGACUGGCUUUUGCAAAACAAAGAUACCAGCUGAGGUUACUGCUGCAUUGGAGCCUACUAAGGACAAUGAGGAAGCAGUCAGAGCCUAUGGAAUUCACCUUGGAACAGAAGUGUGCAAGAAGAUUUUAGUUUAUGGCAUUAAGACAUUGCAUCUUUAUACUCUAAACAUGGAGAAAUCAGCACUGGCUAUAUUAAUGAAUCUUGGUUUGAUUGAUGAGUCCAAGAUAACAAGGUCAUUACCAUGGCGACGCCCUACAAAUGUUUUCUGUGCAAAGGAAGAUGUUCGUCCUAUAUUUUGGGCUAAUCGUCCCAAGAGCUACAUAUCAAGAACCUUGAGCUGGGAGCAGUACCCACAUGGCCAAUGGGAGGAUUCUUGCAAUCCAUCCUAUGGUGCUUUAACUGACUAUCAGUUCAUGCGAGCAUGUGCCUGUGACAAGAAACUUCACGAUGAAUGGGCAACUCCAUUGAAUAGUAUUGAAGAUAUUCUUGAGAAAUUUAAAAAACACUGCCUUGGGAAGUUGAAAAGUAGCCCUUGGUCAGAAUUGGAUGGCCUUCAACCAGAGACAAAGAUCAUUAAUGAACAACUUGGCAAGAUCAAUUUGAAGGGAUUCUUGACUAUCAAUAGUCAACCAGCAGUCAAUGGGGAAAGAUCUGAUUCUCCAUCUGUUGGUUGGGGAGGACCAGGAGGAUAUGUUUAUCAGAAAGCUUAUUUGGAGUUCUUCUGCUCCACUGACAAGCUACAAGUUCUUGUUGACAAGUGCAAGUCCUUCCCUCUAAUAACUUAUAUGGCGGUGAACAAAGGAGGGACUUUGGUAUCCAAUGUCGGUACAAAUGAUGUGAAUGUGGUAACCUGGGGAGUCUUCCCAGCAAAACAGAUUAUCCAACCAACUGUUGUUGAUCCCGCCAGCUUCAAUGUGUGGAAGGAUGAGGCUUUUGAAAUCUGGUCUAGAGGUUGGGCUUCCUUGUACCCAGAGGAUGAUCCAUCUAGAAAAAUGCUUGAAGAGGUGCAGAGCGGCUACUUUUUGGUCAGCUUGGUAGAUAAUGAUUACAUACAUGGUGAUAUUUUUGCAGUAUUUGCAGAUUUAUGAGGCUAGCUGCUGCACGCAGCUCCUCCAUUUUCUAAGAUCCCAUUAGAGCCACUCAAAAUGGUGUAUUUAUUAUAAGACUAAUGAUAGCUGUGUUUCAUUUUGGCGUUUUUGAAUUCUUCAUGAUAUGUAAUAAUAAUUCAUUGGGAUUUUGGUACCUCCCGCUGGGUUAUGGUACAAAAGCCAUUUCAAGUGGCGGCAAAAUUACUGGCCUAAAGCAUAUGUGUUAUUACCAUUCUUGAUUGAGUUGUCAUAAAGCUGAAGCUAUAGAUUUUACCCUUUGAUAA
Molecule: messenger RNA, 1659 nt
Organism: Hevea brasiliensis (rubber tree)
Lineage: Eukaryota; Viridiplantae; Streptophyta; Magnoliopsida; Malpighiales; Euphorbiaceae
Product: methylenetetrahydrofolate reductase (NADH) 2-like
Exons: 9
Coding region: 68-1375 (435 amino acids)
Biological process (GO): tetrahydrofolate interconversion
Cellular component (GO): cytosol
Molecular function (GO): FAD binding; methylenetetrahydrofolate reductase [NAD(P)H] activity
Source: RefSeq, a predicted model, not a curated record